This is a messenger RNA of Aspergillus candidus, 1935 nucleotides long. RefSeq names its product SGNH hydrolase. NCBI's taxonomy places the organism in Eukaryota, Fungi, Ascomycota, Eurotiomycetes, Eurotiales, Aspergillaceae. Gene Ontology annotation, molecular function: triacylglycerol lipase activity. The transcript has a single exon. The record is from RefSeq and is a predicted model, not a curated record. The coding region runs from base 1 to 1935 and encodes 644 amino acids. Gene Ontology annotation, biological process: triglyceride catabolic process.
AUGGCGCCUUUUACUCUUUUCAUACUUCUCUUUGCCUUCUUGAUGAACCCUCUCAUGGGCUUUGCCACAAAUGAAACCGACCUCGUCCAUGAAGACACUGUCUCGAACUUGAUCCAAACCAGGGGCCAAACUGUCACUGAUCUUAACUGGAUCGAGAGAUGGGCUGCUGUUGGCGAUAGUUACACCGCGGGCAUUGGAGCCGGAAGCUUGUACCGUGGCAAAAGCGAGGAUCAUGCAUGUUCUCGCUAUGAUCAAUCAUACCCCAUUGUUCUUAACCGCAUGUUUGGCCCUGGGAUCAAGUCAUUCUCGUUCAAGGCAUGCUCCGGUGCGCGUACCGCCGACAUCAAAGAGCAGAUCCGCAGCCUCGAUGAGAACAUGGACCUGGUUGUCUUGUCUGCCGGUGGGAACGACCUGUGUCUAUCCACUAUCAUUUCACGCUGCAUCAUGCUCCCACUGACUCAGAGUCGUUGUCAAGAUGUUAUCUCUCAGGCGCGCGACAGCAUCACCAGGGUCCUCGUGCCCAACGUCCGAGAGCUCCUCCAGGACCUACAGCCCAAGAUGAACAAAGAUGGAGUUGUCAUUUUCGUGCUGUAUGCUCAGUUCUUCAACGUAGAGAACGAGGAUUGCGCUAAGUACCAAGACUGGACGUUUGGCGGGUUGAGGAGGGAAGGGUUCAAACUAUCCACGGGCCGCCGCAGGGAGUUCAACGACCUCGUCGUCGACGUGAACAACGCAUUGAUAAAUCUGGCGGAAGAAUUCAGACAGGACGAGAACUCCUUCUAUUUCCGCACCGCUAAUUGGGACAAAUUCGUGGGUGACUAUAAAGGACGCUUCUGCGAGCCGGGCAGCUCGGGCGAAUACCCCGAACCCUCCCAGCCCAACCUGCAAUUCUUCAAACACUUCACCAAGAGAGAUCUCGAAAAAGACAUCGCAUCCAAGAGGGAUCUUGAGAACAGUAUUGACGCGCCUCCGCUGGCACUCAACGCGACGAUGUCCGUCCCAGAAAACAGCCUGGGACCCCGCGACAACAUCGCUCCCAACUGCCCCGGCGACGACGGUUUCAAACUCGGUUGGGGCCUCCCCGAUCGAUUCGGCAAAUACUUCCACCCCAACGAGAAAGGUCACAUCACGAUCGCCUCCUACGUCCUCGAGGCCAUUUAUGCGGCGCGCUCCGCCAUCCUGGGCCUUCCCCAACCCAUGUGCCACCUCGUGGACAAUUUCCAGUGCAAUGUACCCAACGAACGUGCGGACCUCGACGCCAGCAGACGAUACGCUGACGGACAAAUCCUCCACGACAACGCUCUAGCGUUUUGCACUGGAAUCUCCCCAUCCGGUGUUGACUGGACGGAGGAGAAGACUUUUGAAAUGGGGACGCCCGAGGAGCACACCUUCCUCAUCACCACCCGCAACGGCGCCCGCCACUACGACCAAGAAGAAUGUCUUGAAUCUUUCAACAAGAUUAUACACAGCUGCAAGACCUACGACGAUCUCUGGAAGUAUGGUGGCUACCAUGAGGAAAACAACCACCGCUACCAGAUCAGCAUCACCAAUGGUGGCUACCGGCGCCUGCCCCGUGGUCCCGUCAAGACCACCUGUGAGGCAAAGAGACAUGGCAAGUGGACCCACUACAAGUUCAAAGGGUACGGCGGUGCCACAGCCGGCGAGGGCAACAGGAGACUUUUCCCGUUCAUCAAACUCUGCGUCACCCCCGGUGACGUCCGGAAGACGCGAAAGCAACAGAAUGUGAGGGACUGGAACUUUUACUACUCCUACGAAGAAGGCCACGAGGAGGAUCCCGUUCCUGAGGGUUACGAAUGGCAGCUCAACUUCCGGGCUCCCGCUGGCUUUAUGGAACGAUGCUUCGGGAGCAACACGGUGCAAGAAAAUGUUGGCUUGGUAUGUAUUCUGUCUGUUGCUUUGUUCACGAUUCGCUAA